Molecule: messenger RNA, 3276 nt
Organism: Pyrus x bretschneideri (Chinese white pear)
Lineage: Eukaryota; Viridiplantae; Streptophyta; Magnoliopsida; Rosales; Rosaceae
Exons: 5
Coding region: 156-1454 (432 amino acids)
Source: RefSeq, a predicted model, not a curated record
CCUUUUGAAAAAUGUAACUCAGCACCCUCAAAAGCCAAAAUACAAAGUGAACAUUCUCCAAUUAAAAAUCCAAUUAAAAACCCCACACGGAAUUCCUUAUUUGAACAAAAACCCACUUCCAACCAACCAUUCUUGCUAAACUUUUCCAUCAAUUUAUGGCAACCCAAAUCCCACUGAUAGACGCAUCAGAGCAAAACCCACCUGAAGAUGCCAAACUUGAUCACUCCCUCCACAGAUUUGAGACAUUUCUGAGACUCUUUGGCUUCCGCCAGUACUCUUUCUGGAGCUUCAUCCUCUCCUGGCUUGCAUUUCUCCUUGUGGGUGUUGCAGUUCCUAUCUUGCUUAUCGAAAUCAUUGAUUGCGCCGACUGCGAAAAGUAUGAGAUCAAAAGGUUUGAGAUUGAGAUUCUGGUUUCUGAGUCUCUGAUGGCUGCCAUUUCUCUGGGUUGUGUUUCUCACAGCAUCAGAAAGUAUGGAGUGAGGAAGUUCUUGUUUGUGGAUCGGUAUCAUGGCCUUAUGCUUCUGUUUCGUGAUGAGUACAUUCAAAGGAUCAAUAAAUUCUACCGCUUGCUGGCUGCGUGGGUGUUACCUUGCUUCCUUCUGAAGGCGGCUCGAGAAAUCACUCGUGUUCUUGUUCUUCAUCACGAUCCAUGGUGGAAAUCUGUUGUCGUACUGCUUGCUGUGCUCGUGUCAUGGACGUAUUCGAGCAUCAUUCUCCUAUUAGGCAGUGCUUUGUUCAACUUGGUUUGCAAUUUGCAUAUGAUUCACUUUGAGAACUAUGGAAAACUUUUAGAAAGGGACUUGGAUGUUUCUGCAUACAUUGACGAACAUAUUCGUCUAACGCAUUACCUAUCGAAGAUCAGCCACAGAUUCCGAAUCUAUCUUCUUCUUCAGCUCUUAGUUGUGACAGCAAGCCAGUUUGUGGCUCUACUGCAGACAACAUCAAAGCACGGGACCAUCAACCUCAUCAAUGGCGGCGAUUUUGUAGUCUGUUCCAUUGUUGAGGUAGGUGGGCUAGUUAUAUGCCUGCAUGCAGCUUCGAAGAUUUCACACAGAGCUCAGGCGCUUGGAUCGGUGACUAGCAGAUGGCAUGCUAUGGUCACUUGCAGCUCCAAAGAUGCGCCUCGACGGGGAACCAAUAAUAGUUCCGGAAACUUGGGAAUCACCAACAGUUCCGGGAACUUGGAGAUUUCUAUUGCUGCUUCACUGCCGAUAAGCUACUCAGAAAGUGAUCUGGAGGCAGUUGAUUAUGUUCCAAAGCCUACAAAUACACAAUUGGCCUCACACAUGUCCCUCUAUCAGAAAAGACAAUCUUUUGUGACCUACAUGCAGUCCAACCCUACGGGAAUUACCCUCUAUGGAUGGACGAUUGACCGGGGACUCGUUAGCACUAUCUGCUUCAUUGAGGUCACACUGGCUCUUUUCGUGCUCGGGAAGACGAUAACGUUCACAUAAUUUCUGCCGUGUUUUCGAGGCCGUCGCACUUCACCUCUAAUGUCUCCAUGUAUGUUGUUGCAGCACAUUAGAUUAUUUUCAAGAUCCAGUCUUGUUCCCAAAUAGCCUUUUAUUAGAUGAAUACUCAAGAAACAUUAAGUUAUUGCUUCAGGCCAUGGGUGCAUUGACUGAUAUGUACAAAUCAGUAUGGGUUUGUUGAGAUUGUAGGCUGUUAGUCUGUUGGGAUUUGCAGGGAUAUAGGGAAGUUGGUUAGUAGCUGAUGAGUGAAGCAAAGAACACUUGUAUAAAUAACAAACACCUCUCUCUCUCUCUCUCUCUCUCUCUCUCUCUCUCUCUCUGUAAUUCAUUCAUUGUUCAAGGAAUACAAUAUUUAGUCAUUCACUUUCUCUCUCUAAAUUCUCUACCAUUGUUUUUCGUUUUGCUUCUUCUGCAAUCGCCAAAAUCUAAUCAUGGUAUUGCUGUAAAAGAUGACGGAAUUCAUGGCAUAACAUAUCUUCAACCAUGUGCUAGUGUAAAAAAUAUAUCAUAAAUAAGCAUAUAUAUGUUCAAAUAUGAACAAGUUAAAAAAAAAAAUCCCAUCCCAUCCCAUGCAUAAACAUUAUACCAAACAGACGGAACAAGGGUAAGUUAGUCAUUUAAUCAUUUGGUUCCGUUCCGUCCAACGCGUACCAAACGCAUAACGGAACAAUCGUCCCAUUCUGUCCUGCGUGUCCCAUCCCAUCCCGUCCCGUUUGCGUACCAAACGGUACCAUAGCGAACAUUUCUCGAUCCAAAGAGUUGCAAAUUGAGUAGAUCUGUUAGCAAUUGAUGGAGGUUCAAGGACAAACACUCCACAUUAUAAAAAUACUCAUUAUCAGAAACUCUACAACAUCACAAUUCUCUACUGAUUCAGCAUAAGAUUGAUGUAAAAUACAAACCGUAAAUAUCCUAUGCACGCUACACAUGGCGAAAGGUAUAACUGCUGCCCCUAUAUUCACAAAUUGAUAAGGAAAAAAAAAAACGCAUACCAGCUGAAUGAUCUAGCUGCAGGCAAGCAGAUUCUCCAUUGCCAUAGCAAGCUAAUUCCUAACCGAAUAAUGCACAUGGAAAGAUAAAUGUCAAAAAUUAAAAUUAAACAAAUUAAGGAAUAAGCAGAUGAAGGAGAAGAAAGAAAAGGAAUUACAACAGGACAGAAAAACAAAUAUAAGUUUAAAACCACAUUGCAGAUCCUGGCUCUACAAGAGAGAACCUCUACCAAAAAGCAUCCACAGAAUGUAGAAGCAAUCGAAGCCGAAGAGGAACUGAAUACCACUGCAUGUAUCACUAGAACUCAAGCACCUAGCAAAACAAUACUACUUAGACAACGAGAAUAACAGCGCAAGUGACUAGCAGCACUGUCAACUUAUAGCACGCACUCUCUUUUUCAUUGUGUGUAUUAGAAGUGGUCUGCAUGGAACUUGCAUUUACUAUGAACUUGACAGAUAAGGAAACAUUUCCAACAAAUUAUAAAUCAUGUAUUUGCCGUAUGAAGUAUGAAUACACACUGGCCUAAAAUAGCAUAACCAUAAGCGAAGAAUUGGAGGGAGCACCGUGAUUUAGGAAAACAUGGAAGACCUGACACACCUCAAUACAUGAACCAGCAAUACAUAUAAGACUGGACACACUUCAAAAGACCUUGUGUGCGGUAAAAUAACUUACGAUUGCGGAAAUUCCUGUCUCCAAGCGUGAAAUGCGAAUAAUGCACCCUCCCAUUCUUUUAAAGCCCAGAAUCACUUGCAAACAAUGUUUAAGCGUGAAUAAAGUGAAAGCAAAAAGUUCUUACGUUCAAAUAAUGAACAAGAUA